Molecule: messenger RNA, 273 nt
Organism: Nezara viridula (southern green stink bug)
Lineage: Eukaryota; Metazoa; Arthropoda; Insecta; Hemiptera; Pentatomidae
Source: the annotation of a GenBank genome assembly
AUGCCUUUAACAUCUCGCCCUGAUGCAAGCGAUCCUGAAGACGUGAUGUUGCGCAAACACGUAACGGGUCGUAGAAAUGUACAACAGAUGCUUCUCUUCCUGUACUUACUCCAGACUAAGAAGGUACCAGAGAUUAAACUAAUGUUUACUCCAUUUUGCUCUGUUGCAGAUCAGCUAGGGCAUGGGGCCGCCGUGACCAGCUGCAGCCUUGGAGCCCCCCGGCUCCCAACAUCAUCACUCUUGAAGGAAGAUGAAAUUUACAGGAGACUCUGA